Daldinia caldariorum is the source of this 1484-nucleotide messenger RNA. RefSeq lists its product as uncharacterized. The transcript is spliced from 2 exons. Lineage: Eukaryota; Fungi; Ascomycota; Sordariomycetes; Xylariales; Hypoxylaceae. The record is from RefSeq and is a predicted model, not a curated record. The coding region runs from base 667 to 1227 and encodes 186 amino acids.
CAAUACAAUACAUUAAAGUGCAACGUCGAGGGACCCCUAAACUUUUUUAACUUUUGGUUUCAAUCGGAUCUUCAGGAGUCUCUAUUUAUUUUUUGGCACGCCAGAUUAUGCUACGCCUAUCUCUCCCCCCCAAACCAAUUUAAGCCAGUCGCCUCACCAGCGCUUCCAAUCGCCCCCAAUCGCCCCCCCCUACGGUCGGUGAAACAUCAUGCAUCACAUGGCCUGUACCUCCUUGAUAACCUAUAGGUGAUGUUGUCUUAUAGGAGCUUUUUAGGGUGCCUUGCUUUCACUCAGUUCUGGUAACCUUACCUUUUUAUUUAUCUUACACCCUCCCUUCGUGCGAAACGUCGUCGUCGUUCAUCCCAUCCAUUCUUUUUUUUUGCCCUUGUAAAUCCAACUAUUAUACUUUCUCUUUUUCUGCUUUUAUCCAUUGUCCCUCGCUUGUUUACACGUUGCGAAACCUCAAACUACGCCGAGGUCACAUUCAUUUUUUGGCAAAUUAAGCCUUACUCGGAAUCAUCCGAGCUGCACGUUGGCCAUUCUGGUAAUGAAGCGGACGAUCCUGAAGCACAACGGUGUAAGAAUUAGGAAUUACAAUUGACUAUCACAUCGAAACGCGCCCCUAGAGGAGACAAAAAGAAGAAAAAUAAAAAAUAAAACUGAGUGAUGAGCCCUAUCCCAGUUAACCCGUCGACACCGUCGACACUGUCAGCGGCGUCGCUGGCGUCGCUGGCGUCGCACUUUGCCCGAGCCGUCUCCCACGUCUUGACGACGCGAGACGAAGAUGAAGAUAAGAAAUGCCACCCAGCACCUAACAUAAACCUAUGCGAAAAGCCGAACGCGUCUAAACCUACGGCCGGGAUCGUAGUCGGAACAAUAGCCGGACUCGUUUUCGGUACAACAGUCAUAACACUCAUCAUACUACACAUCCGGCGCCAACGGCAAGACAAGCGAGAAUUCCCCAAGAACAACCAAGAGCUUGACGACUACGGCAUCGGUCCGAUGGCACCCGCGUCUACUGGCACACCUGCCAGGCCCCAGAAAGCGUAUCGUCAGCCGCGCGUAGAGCCGGACGCUGAAGAUGACGACGACCUCAAACCGCCCAGGCGGCGGGAUUCCUUAAACUCCCUUGCACGCUCGAUCCGUGGUAACCCUGACGCGUACAAAUCAAGACCCGAUGACACUUCGCACGAUAUGAAACCCGUAGAGCCAGUCAGUCAGUUGUAAACCCCCCAAGAAGGAAGAAAGAAGAAGAAGAAGGCGGGAGCAGGAGAAUGAUACCCCAUCGUCAAAUGUGCUUGGCAAAGAUUAAUAAGACUAGAAGGACGAGGAGAUCUAACAAUAGAUCGAUCAAUUUGUAAUGAACCUUAACAGCUACCUUAGGUACCUACCUACCUUACCUAGGUCAUCCAAGAAUACCUUUUGCUACCUUACAUACAAUGCUAGCUAGCCAUUAACUGUGAAUUAAGUUUUCAUUUCUCUAU